Diaporthe batatas is the source of this 510-nucleotide messenger RNA. RefSeq lists its product as uncharacterized. NCBI's taxonomy places the organism in Eukaryota, Fungi, Ascomycota, Sordariomycetes, Diaporthales, Diaporthaceae. The record is from RefSeq and is a predicted model, not a curated record. Bases 1 to 510 code for a protein of 169 amino acids. The transcript has 2 exons.
AUGCUUCCCGCCAUCACUCUCUUCUUUUUCGGUGUGGUGGCUACGUUAGGUAUCGCUUCUCAGACCCCUGGAACAGUCAAGAACGAGACGGCCAACACCAGCAAUGACCACUGUGACCCGACCACCGUUGGUGUCGUUGGUGGCGGCCAGAUCCAGGUCUCCGAUUGCUUUGCCAUCAUGAACAUCCCGCACACAGCCAAUUUCAGCGUGGAGAUGUCAAACUGGAAGGACUCUACUGAAUUCACAGACCAGUACCACGGGCUCUUCGCCGUUGGCAGCUGUGAGCUGGCAGUGAAGCGAAUGGACAGCGGCAAGAGUACUACUUGGAUUGGCAAAUUUGAUAUCCGCAGCAUAAUCAACCAGUCUGUUCAACUCGCAAGGACGGGGGACGGCGAUCAGAUGGAGACCACCCAUGGGAAGAUGGACUGCAAUUCAGAGCACGGACCAGCUGCGUGCAUAUCAUGGACAGUUCGAGAGGCGGGCAAUGAAACUAGAGCUGACUGUGUCUAG